ACACUCACAGAGUCAGGCGCGACAAGCAUUUCGAAUUUCAAACCCACAUCUAUCUCUCUCUCUCUCAUAUUCCCUGUGAAUCAGGAUCUGGAUCUGCUCGCUCUAUUCACCUUUGAAUCAAAGAAGAAGAUCAUCAAUCUGUUUCCGGCUUAGAUUUGAAGGUGCAUCUCCGGCCAAGAAGCAACCCCAAAGACAAUUAUGAGGACAGUGGGUAUAAAAGGGAUCAUUCUUUAUCAUUUGAAGUCACAUCUCCAGAAAUAUAUGUUGGGAAAGUAGUUUCGUAAAGAGUGAACUGAGAAUUCUAAAGACGGUUGUAUUAAAGUGGUUAUGGUUUGACACCUGAAUAAUGGGAAGUCAGGAGAACGAUGGAUCGCCUGUUAAGGAGGCAAACGAUUCCGCAAAUGAAACUCACCCAACAUCCCAGGAGCAGCCCUCAGGCAAUGCCAUGGGAGCGGUCCCACCUGAUUGGACCGGAUUUCAGGCUUAUUCGCCUAUGCCUCCACAUGGUUACUUAGCAUCAAGCCCUCAACCUUCUCCCUACAUGUGGGGGGUUCAGCAUUUUAUGCCACCUUAUGGUACCGCACCUCAUCCAUAUGUUAUGUAUCCUCAUGGUGGCUUAUAUGCUCAUCCAUCUAUGCCUCCGGGGUCAUAUCCUUUUAGUCCAUACGCAAUGCCCUCUCCAAAUGGUGUUGCCGAGGCUUCUGUUAAUAUAGCUGUCAGUAUGGAAGCAAACGGCAAGUCACCAGAAGGGGAGGAAAAACUUCCGAUUAAAAGAUCAAAGGGUAGUCUCGGUAGUUUGAAUAUGAAUACCGGCAACAACAAUGAAUCCAGCAAAAAUGGAUCUUAUCCUAAGAGCGGUGAGAGUAAUAAUCAGUACCGAAUGCCGAAAUACCAAAAAAAGCUGUUUUAAAUAAUAGAUAUUGGAAGAUGGAUUGAACAAGUUAGAGGGUGUUACUUGUAACAAAGCAGAAGGCAAUGCAUCUUUUCCCACGCAUUCGGUUGCCCAUCAAAGCAAUGAAAGAAGUGGAAUCACUUAAAAAAACACCCGACGCUUAUUACGCUGCUCGCCUUCUAAACGCCACCGGUAUAGUCUGGUUCUGGUUUUGGUCAGGUUCCUGGGACGUGGCAUUUUCGGUGCACGAUAUUGCCACAAGAGGAGAAGAUUCCGGCUAUAGUUUUGUGGUUGACUGAAUUUCACCAGAAGUUCAUGGAUGAGUUCCGUGAUUAAAUGGCUUCACAACAUUUUUGUUUUGCUUCUGCUGGAUUUUUAUGACUUAUGGAGUACUUCUGCUUGACUCAGCCAACGACUUACAAGGAACUUAAGUGUAAAUGCUUUUAUAUUCGGCUUGCAUACUUUUGUGCCGAGUUCGUAGCAGCUUCGAGUUGAAGAAGAGAAUAAUGGUGACAACAUGAAAAGGCCAUUCAUUCUUCAUCGCUGAAAAGGUUUACUUUCUAAAGGUUUGAUGACAGUUCGUAGCAGCUUCGAGUUGAAGAAGCUGCUGAACAACGUCAUCUUCCUAAUAUGUUUGUUGUUUAAGAAGCAGUCUUGUAUCAGAGAUGCGCUCAGCCUUGCAUCAGAGAAGCACUCAAAUUGGUAUAGUUGUGUUAGAAAAGUUGGCAUUAGAAUAAAUUACGUGAAACCCACCACACGUGUACUAAAAGAACAUUAGUUCUCGUGGCAACGCGCGGACAUUCCUACUAUUUACUUAUACACUUGAUUGCAGACAUAAGUGUCCUAAAUUCAGCUACAAGCUUCUUCA
Molecule: messenger RNA, 1760 nt
Organism: Helianthus annuus (common sunflower)
Lineage: Eukaryota; Viridiplantae; Streptophyta; Magnoliopsida; Asterales; Asteraceae
Product: bZIP transcription factor 68
Exons: 14
Coding region: 347-910 (187 amino acids)
Biological process (GO): regulation of DNA-templated transcription
Cellular component (GO): nucleus
Molecular function (GO): sequence-specific DNA binding; DNA-binding transcription factor activity
Source: RefSeq, a predicted model, not a curated record